Messenger RNA from Talaromyces proteolyticus, 240 nucleotides. RefSeq names its product anaphase-promoting complex, subunit CDC26. Gene Ontology annotation, biological process: anaphase-promoting complex-dependent catabolic process. Lineage: Eukaryota; Fungi; Ascomycota; Eurotiomycetes; Eurotiales; Trichocomaceae. The transcript has a single exon. Gene Ontology annotation, cellular component: anaphase-promoting complex. The record is from RefSeq and is a predicted model, not a curated record. The coding region runs from base 1 to 240 and encodes 79 amino acids.
AUGCUUCGCAGGAAACCCACCGCAAUAACAAUCACUCCGGAAGACUUGAUUGCUUUUGAGGAGGAACGCGUGCGCCAGAAGACCAUGGAUGGCUCGAACGCAGCUGACCACUCGGCUUCCGAAUCCGCAUUCGCUGGCAACAAAUACGAUCCUAAUGAUGAAUUGAAGCCUUUGCCGGGUGAUAAAGCGAAAAUUGUCCGAACUAGGGAUGAGCGUAUAGGUGUAAAUCGUCGGACGUGA